GUGCCGGCGCGCCGGGUCAGGGUUCAGCCCAAAGAUGGCGGCGGCGGCAGUGACCUUCUGCCGGCUCCUGGGCCGGAGCGGUCCAGCGGCGCUGCGCCCGCCCCGGGGCGCCAGGUGUUUGGGGGUGCGGGCGUCGCCGGCCGGGGAGAAGAUCACGCACACCGGCCAGGUUUAUGACGAUCAAGACUAUAGGAAAGUUCGGUUCGUUGGUCGUCAGAAAGAGGUGAAUGAAAACUUUGCCAUUGAUUUGAUAGCUGAGCAGCCUGUGAGUGAAGUUGAAAGUCGUGUGAUCUCGUGCGACGGUGGCGGGGGGGCUCUUGGCCACCCGAAAGUGUACAUAAACCUGGACAAAGAAACAAAAACGGGGACGUGCGGCUAUUGUGGACUGCAGUUCAAACAUCACCAUCACUAGAGCAGCCAUGCAUCCCGGCCCCGGGGGCCUGCAGGCAGCUGGGUGCACACACCCCACAGGUGAAGGGCUUCUCGCUGUUCCUGGGGCACCGCUGGUGCCGAAUAAAGAGUGUUGUAUCCAG
Molecule: messenger RNA, 533 nt
Organism: Nyctereutes procyonoides (raccoon dog)
Lineage: Eukaryota; Metazoa; Chordata; Mammalia; Carnivora; Canidae
Gene: NDUFS6
Product: NADH:ubiquinone oxidoreductase subunit S6
Exons: 4
Coding region: 35-412 (125 amino acids)
Biological process (GO): mitochondrial electron transport, NADH to ubiquinone
Source: RefSeq, a predicted model, not a curated record